Macrosteles quadrilineatus (aster leafhopper) is the source of this 623-nucleotide messenger RNA. RefSeq names its product dual specificity protein phosphatase 19 (gene Mkp). The record is from RefSeq and is a predicted model, not a curated record. Gene Ontology annotation, cellular component: cytoplasm. Gene Ontology annotation, molecular function: JUN kinase phosphatase activity. The coding region runs from base 9 to 593 and encodes 194 amino acids. NCBI's taxonomy places the organism in Eukaryota, Metazoa, Arthropoda, Insecta, Hemiptera, Cicadellidae. The transcript has a single exon. Gene Ontology annotation, biological process: protein dephosphorylation; regulation of MAP kinase activity.
GUGUCACAAUGAGUUUUCUUGAAUCCUUACAAAAAAAGAAAGACACAUUGAGAUCUACCGAGACAACUGUUAGGACUUCAGCCGGGGACGUCUACUUGGAGAAAAAGAACAAAAAGGGGGAUUCUGUCUUGGAAAAAGUUGAUAGAGGACCCGGUUAUGUUGUUGAUAUGAAGCCAGAUUUGCAGGUGGCGGAAGUUCUACCGGGAUUGCUCAUGGGGUCACAGGAUGUGGCGCAAGACGAAGAACUGGUCAAGUAUCACGGCAUCACUCAUAUCCUCAGCGUAGGAGUUACAGUCAAGGACAUUCCUGGUGUUCGACACACCUACAUAGAAGCACUGGAUCUACCAGAGUUUGACAUGAAUAUAGUUUUUGACGAGUGCACUCGGAUUAUUAAUGAUGAAAUAAAAUCAAAAGGAGUAAUAUACGUACACUGCAAUGCUGGGGUUUCCCGCUCAGCAUCCGUUAUCAUUGCUUAUUUGAUGAAAACAGAGAGAAUUCAUUAUCUGACAGCUUACGAGCGUUUGAAAAUGAUUCGUCCUUGCAUCAAACCUAAUGAAGGAUUUAUAACACAGUUGCUGCUUUUUGAUGGUUGAUCUUUUGUUAGUAAAAUAUUUUUUGUUACA